CAGCUUCAUUAAUUCAUGAGUAUCACGCUGGAUCUGAUCUGAAAGCUGUGAGCACUCCAGCCGGACAGGCUUACCUUUGCCUGGCUCUACCCGGAACCAUUAUGCAGACAGGAAACUACCAUUUUACCGCUAGCAGCAGCAGCAACGGGGGAGCCGUCUUCUACUGAGGGGGACACCUAAAGCAGCUGAGGCGGGGAUUGGAGCUGGAAGCCGGGGAGAAAAGCAGGAUAACCACGACCGAGACAUAAAUAAGGAGGACGCGUUGGUUAUGAGCGGCAGUGAGCCAGUAGGACUUCGGACUCAGACAAUGGUCCUACGGGAGCAGGCCAGCGGUUUUGUUAGCGAGUGAAAAGAAGCAGCAGCCAUCCUGGGCCGAUGGAGAUCCCGGGCCUUUCACGGUGCUUUUCCAUGGAUGAAGAAAAAGGCCCCGGUGACAGGCAGUAGGGACCCCCUCUUUCAGAACACACGUACUCCCCCAUGUCCUCACACUUUUGCCACCGUGUUUCUGGGUGGCUUUUUCCUACCAGGAUUCGUAUUUUAGAAGGCUACCCAGAGGUCUCCAUUUGAGGACAGAAAUCUGUUGAAGAGAUGAUUGAUCCUCCUCUGGAAAAACGAACACACUCCACUCCGUUGGACUACCAGUCAGUUUAAAGAAAUGGAACACUUUAAAGCCACACUACGGACCUUUUAUGUAAUUUAGCAAAUUUCCUAUUUAUGACCCUUUUAUAUAACUUCCCACCUGAAGCACUUAAAGGCUUCACUCAAUAAAAGUAAGCUUAGUGAAACAUUUAUGAGAGCUAAUCAAGCAUUAACUGUUGUUGGACUAAAGUGGCUCUUUCAAAGUUUGGGGCUGAAACAGAAGCAGAAGCUACUAAAGGCUCUGCUGGUUUUAUAGAAGUAGUGCAAGGUAUAGUUCUGUCCUCUGGAUAUUUUGUCACAGCCAUAUUGAAAGAUGUUUCAGUUCAGCAAGUACCCCAUGGACAUCUUAGAGAUGCUAAGUGGACACCAAGCCCACCAAUUUAAAGGCCUUGGGUUGGAACGACAACUGAGCCACCAACAGCAAGUCCAACUGCAGCAUCAGCAGCAGCUCCAGCAGCAGCACCAGCCUUCUGCCGACACCUCUGGAAGUCUGUUGUCCGGCCUUGGGCUGGGAUCCCUUCAGAGCUCUCGGAGCAAUGCCUUUGCUGAAUCCUCAUCAUUAUUCGCCAAAAUGAGUGCCCCUCCAUCCAUCUCCCACCAAAGUCAGUCGUCCUCAUCGUCCCACAGCUCCAGGAAGUCCAGCAAGAUUAACAGCAGUAGUGGCAGUGGGAGUUCCUCAUCCGGAUAUCCCCAGUUUCUGCGGCCUUUUCAUCCAGCCGAGGCAGCUCUUGCUCAGGAGCAGCUCCACUCUGGGAUGGGACGUUUUGACUUCAGUGGAAGUAGUAGUGGAGGGACUGGGGUUAUUGGGGUCACCCCUGCACCACCCCCUCCUUCACUGCAUCCAGGUCUCUCUGUACCUCAACCCUCACCUGGUCCGUCUUCGUCUUCACCUUCUUCCUCAACUUCGGCUUCAGCCUCCAACAACCCCUCCGGCAGCACUGCCGUACCCCUGGUCGGCCAGUCUGAUCCCCGCAGUCUACACCAACAGUUCAGUUGCAUGCUCGCUGCCAACCAGUACUUUUUAUCUGGUGUUCCAACAAAUAGUAGCCUUGAGCAGUUCCUUGUCCAGCAGGGAACUCACAACCACUUGGGUUUGGGUCUUGGCCAGGGAGCAACUGAAUCCAACUCAGCCCUGGCCCCUCCCCCUGCCCUCCACUCCUCUCACAGCCACACCGCUCCCCAGCCCCAACAGCAACAACAGCAGCUGACCGCUCAUGCCUUAUCUCAUCCACACAGCCACACUCACCACCCACACCCCCUCCAUCCAGCCCCUCAGCCAGCCCCACUGAGUGGCUUUGAUUUUCAGAGCAUUCCAGUGCUUUCUUCAAACCAGAUAGCAUCAUUAAUGCAGCAAGAGCCGGGGCUUCCCCUCCCCCUGCCCUUGCACCUGUCUCUAUCUAAAGAAGAUACAACAAAGUCAGGAGACAGCUCGUCUACAUCGGCUUCCAGUGGGGGUAGCAGGAGGAAGAAGGCAAUGGCAGGUUACCUGCCCCAGAGAAAAGCUGAAAGUAGCAGCCACAGUCAGAGCAGUCACAGCCAUAACAGCAGCUCAAGUGGGCACUCUCAGAGCUCCUCCUCAGGCCUCGUAGGAGGGGAAUCUGGGAGUGUUGGGCUAAGUGGCAUCAGCAGUGAGACACGGCAUUCCUCUCUCCUCUCGUCUUCCUCUCAGCAACAGUCCUCUUCCACCGUCUCAUCAUCCUCAUCUUCCUCCACAUCUUCAAGUUCCACUUCUGUGCUUGUAGCCAAUGGCAGCCAGCAAUUGUCCAAAUCACAACGUCAUAACAGCUCGUCUGGGCAGACCGAACCCGAACCCCUGUACCACUGUGGUGAAUGUGGUAAAACCUUCACUCACCUCUCCAGCCUUCGGAGGCAUCUCCGGAGCCAUGGGUUGACACCAGAAAGCCAAAGCAGGAAGUCAGACUGUAACUCUCCAAGCCCAGAAAGGAUAUUCUGUUGUGGUGAGUGUGGGAAGAGGUUCAAAAAGAGAGGCCACCUUAUCCAGCAUAGUGUCACCCACUCAGAAAACCGGCCUUUUGUCUGCAGCAUCUGCCAAAAGUCCUUCAACCGCCGGGAGUCACUCACAAGACAUGAGAAAAUCCAUGAUGAGAAGCCCUUUCGCUGCCCGGCGUGUGGGCGUUGUUUCCGUGAGAGCACGUCUCUGCUCAACCACGCUGCUUCAGGGGCUUGUGGCAAACCUCCCCGCAGCUCAAAAAACCGGGCCAACAGUGGGGCUAAUACAACAUCCAACCCAAGCAGCAGUAAAAUGGGAAAUACUGGAGAGAGUGGGGUAGGGAUUUCAAAUGAUGGGACUGGCAUAACAGAUAACAAGUAUGCAACCGAUUAUUCCAGAAAUCGAUACCAGAACCAGGUGCCAUACAACAGUGGUGUUGAUGACUACAGGCGUUCACAGUCUUCCACUCUCUAUUCCUCAGAGAGUACUUUAGGCAAUGAACUGAACAGCCAAACUCUCCGAAAGGCCCCUUUAGCUCCAACUCUUCAUCCCCAUCCUCAGAGCCAGCAGCAGCAGCAGCAGCAGCAUCACCACCAUCAACAGCAGCAGCAACAACAGCAACAACAGCAGCAGCCCCCACCGCCGCAGCAGCAGCAGCCCCACCUUCCCUUAUCCUCCCUGUUAGAUGAUUCAGAGGAUGAGGUCACUAGCAGUGCAAUGUCAGCCAUUGCUGCUGCCGCCGCUGCUUCUUGCGACAUCAACUCAGAAAGUCGAGAAGGAGAAAGGAGAGACAUCAUUGGAGGUCUGCUGGGGGGGUUGGGGUUUGGUAACAUGGGCGGACCAUCAUCAACUAGCCUAAACGGUUCCACAAUGCCUCUGACCCACCCCAGCUUACCUCACACAAAGCCCAGGAGACCACGAAAACCCAGAGAAAAAAGGGACCCAAACACAAUCGUGAGAAGGAGGAGGAGUCCGGCCCCUCCAGGGGAUGGCUCAGAAAGGCCGUAUGGCUGUCAGAUCUGUGGCAAGCGCUUUAGAAGGGCGGAGACGCUGAGGCGCCACAACAGGGUUCACACAGGGGAAAAGCCUCACGCAUGUGAAGUGUGUGGUAAAAUGUUCCGAGAACCUUUUCACCUCACUAAGCAUCUGACUGUACACUCCGGUCAAAAGAACUACAAAUGCAAUCUUUGUGGGAAGUUGUUUGCCUAUGCACAGAGCCUUGUUCGGCAUGGGAAGUUGCACAGAAAAGGUGAAAUUGACAACACUGGCCGGAGAAUUAAAGGUGGAGCCGCUGCUGCUGCUAUCAGUCAAGUUGCCAACUCUGGAAACUCCGAUUACUUCUCAUCAUGCUCCCAAGAAGAAAAGUCUCCAACAUCUGGCACCCCUUCUCAACGGCUUUACACCUGCACAGUUUGUUGGAAGUCAUUCCGACACUAUUUCCACCUGACGGCACAUCAACAGACUGUCCACGGCGGUGGGGUAGGCCUGGAGAAGUCCUUUCGCUGUGAAGUUUGUGGCAAAGCCUUCGCCUACUCCAACAGCCUGGUGCGGCACAAGUUGUCACAACACGGCAUUGACCGCAACGGCCAGCGUGUCAACCAGUCUCAACCAUCCGGAUACUCUCCACUGUUCUACGAUUCUGGGUCGGGUUCCAACUACGCUGGAUCAUCCCACAUUCCACAGGGAGUGGCUGAGCAACAACAGCAGCAGCAGCAACAACAACAACAACAACAGCAACAACAGCAACAACAACAGCAACAACAACAACAACAACAGCAGCAACAGAUGCAGCACCCUUUUCACUACCGCUCAAAAGACUUCCAAAAGCGUCAUGGACAGACAAGAAAGCACAGAAAGAAAAAACGGCGCAUAGUAAUCCACAGCAUCAUGAGAGACGGGAAGCUGGUGGGGAUUCCGUUGAGUAAAGACACCCGCAGGAAGUUGAUGAUUCUGAGGAGGAAGAAAGGCAGGUUGCAGGCACACAUCAACAGGAAAAAGCUCUUGGCCCAGCUGAGGAUGAAGGGGGGAGCGAUAAAAGUAAAGUCAUGGUGCGGGGGUGCUGUCAAAGUCACAGGACUCACCUCUAUGGAUGUUCCCCUCAAACGCUUCCCUUGCCCCAUCUGUCCCAGUGCCACAUAUGCCAAACAGGGCUCCCUGCUGGUGCACCAUGCCGUCAGACACCCAUCGAGAAACUCAGGCCGUCACGCCCGCCUGCGGUGCCAGGUGUGUGGGCGACGCACCACAUCAUUACACAAAGCCUUGAAGCACAGGGGUCGGCAUCUCAAACAAGCUACAUUCCAGUGCCACAAAUGCCAACACCGUUUCUGGAACCCCUGUCUUUUGGACCGCCACAGGUUCUCCUGCCGGGGGGCGAGCGCUGGCAUCGUGGCUGAAAACUGGGAACCGACAAGGAUGAGAUCACCGUCAGUUAGUGACCACUCUCCAGUCCCACUGACAGUUCCGGGUCUGGUCCUGCCUGAAAGAUCAACAGUUCUUACUGAGUACAGUCAGUAAACGCAAACUGUCUUUUUUUUAGACUAGACUGUUUUUUCAUGUUUAUAUUUUAUUAAAUAAUCCAAGAGUUUAGCAUGUUUUUAACAAAAUGGGGUGAAAAAAUGGGGAAGGUUUAGUUCAACUACCAAAAUAUCCCCACCCCCUUCCCUGGACAAACCUGUAAAACAAUCCCAGUACCAUAGCAGAGGUGGUUGAUAAAAUGACUUGGACUUCUAAAGGCCUAAAAUCAAAACCACCCAAAGUAUCUGCCUUCUCUUCCUGAAAGGUAAAGCAACUAAAGAUCACGUGUUUUCUUUUGUAGCAUCUUUGAAAAUCGUCAGGAACUUGCCAUGAUUUUCUUUGUCUAAAUCCCUUUUGCCGUGUUUGUGCGUAAUCAAGAAUUGGAUGCUUAUCAUAGGGCUGAUAUACCAGUUUAUUCUUUCUCACAUUAUUCACAGUUAAAGUGUAUAGUCCUCAUUUGUUGCUCUGUUUAUUACAGUGAACAGACUCACUUUUUAGAUGAGAUAUUUCCCCUGGAAAAAAAAAAAAUCUCUUUAGGAUCUAAUACCAAGUAGCUCAUGAAAAUGGCACAGCUUCAUGCUGGAUUUACUGAGAAAGAGUUGAAAGAAACAAGUUUAGCUGACCAUGUUUUUAUACUGUACACUACUUUUGUUUUUGUUUUUUUAAGGUGUGUGAAUAAAACGCAAACACGACUAAAGCUGUUAACUUGUUCAGGACUUGAAAAGGACAACAGAAAUAGCGAGUGUACUGUAUAAUUAGUAUUAUAUUUUAUUAUAUAUAAAUAUAAUUUGCUGUUUUUUACUCCCAGUUUUCUUUUAUCAUGGUUACUAUUGUAAGUGUGGGAUGGGAUGAAUUGAGGCUUUGUAAAACGAUGUCUAUAUGUAUCAGUGUGAUCAUUUUGCCCCCUUUUUCCUGAAACCCUGUUUACCUGCUCUUUCAUUGCCACAGUCUGGCUCCGUUUUUGGAACAAAACGUGUACACAUAGUUCAUAUUUAGGUCCUGUCCGGAAGUGCUUAUCCUUUUUUUUUUUUUCUGUAAAACUAAAACAUGUAAUAUGACUAGAUUACUAUCCUUUGCCUAAAAGUGAGUUGUUGAAAACCGUUGAAUAAAAACCUGAAAUAUCA
This is a messenger RNA of Girardinichthys multiradiatus, 6228 nucleotides long. RefSeq lists its product as uncharacterized. The transcript is spliced from 2 exons. Gene Ontology annotation, molecular function: DNA-binding transcription factor activity, RNA polymerase II-specific; RNA polymerase II transcription regulatory region sequence-specific DNA binding. The record is from RefSeq and is a predicted model, not a curated record. Bases 953 to 5104 code for a protein of 1383 amino acids. Lineage: Eukaryota; Metazoa; Chordata; Actinopteri; Cyprinodontiformes; Goodeidae. Gene Ontology annotation, cellular component: nucleus. Gene Ontology annotation, biological process: regulation of transcription by RNA polymerase II.